UCACCAUUCGAGCGCACGCGACGAGUUCUCCUCUCACCCGACGAGAACUCCCAAACAUUAUACGCGCAUGUUACCAAGUUAAUAAACUAACUAAACACAAGUAACAAUACCAAAUAAUGGAUUAUUAUUUUAUUACCAACAGUGUUUAAAAACCAACAAAAUAAUUUGCCGAAACUUUCGCGUCAAGUUUUGUUGAUUUAUUAAAAAAAAGUGCGCAAAUUUUGUUUGCUGUGGACCGAAACCGGAAACAAAAAGUGUCAUCCUGAAUGUCCACGUAUCGGUGGUAAUCAGCCGGCUAUGGGCGGUUUCUGGACGGCGGCGAAAACAACACGCACGCAAAAGACGUUUUUCGUGUUCACGCUCGUUGUCUGCACCACCACCAGCAUGGCGGCGGCGCAGGACGAAGCGCAACAGUUCCUAGACGAACUAGGUUUACCCGCACCAAAUUUAGUUAAGGCGAACAUUAGUCAAGAAGAAUACACGGCCAAGAUGAGCCUGUAUCUCACCGCACUGCGCGAUGCGCCGCAUCAGCCACAAGAUAUUCCACAGCUUUUAACGUACAAUUCAGAAAAUAAAUCCUGGAGACGAAGACGAGACGAGUCCAUCAGACUUCACUUCCACGUGAAGCCGACACCGGACGUCGAAGUCCAGAGCGCUGAAGUCCGCCUACUCUUCCCAGCGCACCCGCGAAGAAACACCACACAUGUGCGUGUUUAUCAAGUAUUGGGGGCGCGCCGCCGCCGCCUGCUCACAAAGAAAACAGUAUAUCUCUCGCAUACGCAACCGAAAUGGUCCGAUUUCGACGUGACCAGCGCGGCUGAAGACUGGCUAUCAGGCACCACUCGCAAUCUGGGCCUCUUCCUCGAGUGCGACCAUUGUAAAAUCGAAGCACUGCGACCCCUCCACGCAUCUCUCAACAUCCUUGCAAAACCCAUACUUCCCGGACGAGUAAAACGCAGUUAUUCCGACACCGAUAAAGAUGGUAACACCGAUUGCGAUGUAGUCAAUCCAGAAUCAUCUGGCACUGAACGCAAGCCAAAGUGCUGUCGGCAUCAGAUGACUGUAAAGUUCGAAAAGCUCAACUGGAACUCAAUUGUACAACCCAAAGAGUACGAGGCGGGAUACUGCAAGGGUCGGUGUCCGCACAACUUCAACUAUGCGACGAAUCAUUCACGAAUACAGAAUAUGGUCCAUCGGUUGGAUAAGCGAUCGACGCCGCGGACGUGUUGUGCACCUUCCAAGUUAAAACCGCUGGAGAUGCUCAUGGUUGAUCCGAACGACGCCAGCAAGCUGACGGUGCAUCGGUGGGACAACAUGAUUGUUGUCGAAUGCGCGUGUUCCUAGCCUGUCAUUGCCAAAGAUGAAAAAUUUAAGAAUCAGACCCUCUGGACGGGUCUAAUCAUGACAAGACUUUCAUAGGUCGAAAAACAAAGAGAACUGACUGCAUAUCAUGACAUUAUAAAGUCUAUAAAUAUUACAAACUAAAAAAAUUAACUAUAGAAAAGAAAUAAUAGGAAAUGCACUUUUUUUUAAGUUUUAGAAAUUCAGUUCUCACGUUCUCAUGUUUUGCGAAUAAACACACAAUGCAAUUUUGUAUUAUAGAUACUCGAACAUUUCUGUGAUAUUAUCUUUAUAUUGUUAGCGACAAAGCCGCAAAUAUGGCUUAGUAUUAGUUGUUAUUUAUUUAGCUAGACGCAAAUUUUCAAGAGAAUAUAGUCAUUAAUUUGUAAUUAUUUAAUUCUUUUUUGAAAGCCGCGAUUAAAGACACAUUUUGAAAGCGACUCAAAAUCGACGUAGCGACCACAGCACUGAUGCAUUUUUUAUAAACGCACGAGAGAUAUAAACAAAACUUUACUAUUCAUCAUCGAUGUACGUACUUGUAAAUAUUUUCUAACUAAUUAUCUGUCAAAGAAAACGGUUAAGUUGUUCUUUUGUUGGCGAUGCGGAAAAAAGAAAUUGUACUGAAACGAAUAGUGUAAAAGCAAAUCGUUCGUGAAACGUGUGUGUUCUAUUUAUUAUAUUUUUAUUUUGUAUAUGUGACAAGCAAAGAUUUGUAAUGUUGAUGUUGACGAAUGAUCUGAUUAGUAUUUGAGCAAGUCAUGAACUUGUAUGAAAAAAAUCAUGAAUAAUAAAAUCAAAAAAUUUCAUAAACAGAGAAA
Dalotia coriaria is the source of this 2159-nucleotide messenger RNA. RefSeq names its product TGF-beta domain-containing family member maverick (gene mav). Gene Ontology annotation, cellular component: extracellular region. Gene Ontology annotation, molecular function: growth factor activity; cytokine activity. Bases 298 to 1344 code for a protein of 348 amino acids. NCBI's taxonomy places the organism in Eukaryota, Metazoa, Arthropoda, Insecta, Coleoptera, Staphylinidae. The transcript has 3 exons. The record is from RefSeq and is a predicted model, not a curated record.